Messenger RNA from Nicotiana attenuata, 321 nucleotides. RefSeq names its product pre-mRNA polyadenylation factor FIP1-like. Lineage: Eukaryota; Viridiplantae; Streptophyta; Magnoliopsida; Solanales; Solanaceae. The record is from RefSeq and is a predicted model, not a curated record. The coding region runs from base 1 to 321 and encodes 106 amino acids. The transcript has a single exon.
AUGGCUAGAAGCAUAUACACUAGCAUUUUCAUGGUGGUGGUUCUCUCAUUUGCAAUAUUGAGUGAGAAAUCUGAAGCUGGUCGUCAGUUAUUACAGGCCAAUAAUCCAAGUUUUCCUACAAUUCCAGGCAUGCCAAGUAUCCCUAAUAUGCCUAGUAUUAUUCCAAAUAUGCCAUCAAUUCCUAGGGUUGGAUCAAUGCCACCAUUGCCAUCAAUUCCAAGCAUUCCAAGAGUUGCAAUGCCACCAUUUCCAUCAUUUCCUUCAUUCCCAAAAUUCCCUACUUCUAUCCCAUUUUUCACUCCACCUCCACCUAAGAACUAA